This is a messenger RNA of Brachypodium distachyon (stiff brome), 953 nucleotides long. RefSeq lists its product as uncharacterized. The record is from RefSeq and is a predicted model, not a curated record. The coding region runs from base 333 to 728 and encodes 131 amino acids. The transcript is spliced from 5 exons. Lineage: Eukaryota; Viridiplantae; Streptophyta; Magnoliopsida; Poales; Poaceae.
AAGUGGAUCAUCCUGAAAAAAAAUAUCCCCAAAUCACUUUCCACCGGUCCUCGCUGCCGUCUCGAUCUGCCGUCGAGAAGCCUCCGAGCGCCCCCCGUCUCUGCCGUCGAGGAGCCUCCGCGCGCCCGCCGUUUCUGCCUUCGCAGAGUCUCCGCCCGCCCGCUGUCUCCUCCCUCACAGAGUCACCGCCGAGCAUCUGUCGCCGUCGCAUCUGUGGCACGAGCCGCUCAGCCGCGUGCGCACCGUCGAGCUGCAGGUGUUUCUCUGCUGCAAGCCCUUCAGUCACGAAGAGCUACCAGCGGGAGGGGGCCGUGAAGCUGAUCGGCAAGGUCAUGCUCUGUGUGUGUGUGUGUGUGAGAGAGAGAGAGAGCUGCAUCGGUCCAUUCUCCUCUGAAGAGGCCUCAAUAAGUUUUGGGAGUGAAAAACCUGAAAGAACUGAAGUCAUGGUCCGCAUCCAGAUAGUGCUAUACUACAACACAGAUUUCUCAUGGAUCCUCGCCGUUCCUUCCUCUACCACUCUCAAGCCACGUCCCUUUCGGAGAACAACGAGCCGCCAGCAUGCGGUUACAAGUAAAAAUGGUACACCCCUGAUGUCUAAGGAAUCUGCAAAUUUAAAAGCUGGGACAGGUGCCGGCGGCUCACAAUCACAGAUUACGGCUGAGAAGACAAAAAGGAAGACGAAAGUUUCCAAACUUACCACAACUGAAGCCAGUGUUGUCUUGAAGUGAAUGAUGUCAUGACUUGAAUGCGAAUACUUGUCUAGCGUUAGCCAAUUGAAUUUUUUUCGUCAAAUGAAUUCUAUGAAAUUGGUACUACUGAAUAGUGUAAUCAGAUUGUAGUACUAACAACCUGAUUGUUGAGGCCUUUUCGAAAGGAGCCUUGAUUUGAAUUUCAAGGCAAUUUUGUAUUGUGCUUGAAAAUUUAUUUAGUGUCAUUUUUCAGAAGUGCCUAAA